Molecule: messenger RNA, 912 nt
Organism: Paracoccidioides brasiliensis Pb18
Exons: 3
Coding region: 1-912 (303 amino acids)
Source: RefSeq, a predicted model, not a curated record
AUGGCGAAGCUUCUCUUUGUUGCCGCGGUUUCACUCCUAUGCCUUUCUGCGCCCGUGAGCGCUCAGGAGAACCCUGAGGAUGAAACUGCUCUAUCAGCCGCUGAAGUUCUGGGGAAUGGGUUUUCCCCCGCAAGUCCGUUGUUUUCACGCAAUAUAUUGGAUUCUCGACAAACAUAUAGAUGUGUGGACGCCGGAUAUUACCCGUGCUCCCGUACGCUUAUGACCCCCAUCAACGUGGCUGCUGUAGAUCCGGAUGGAGCUGCUGUCCGACCGAUUGUUGUCCGGCUGGCACAACCUGCUGUAAUGGCGGAGGUUGUGUCUAUCCAGGCGGAGAGUGCUGUGGGGAUGGCUUCUCUUGCCGUGCUGGCUCUAAUCACAACCACCAUCACGCGGACUAGAAUCGAAGAAUCGACAACGACGACAACACAGACUAUCACGCCGCCACCGGAAGAACAGCCAUCGGGAUUUACCUGUUCCCCAAUGACCGUGACAAAUUCGGUGGGCGACUCCCUUGAACUUGGCAACGAUUGUGCUCUCAAGUUCUCCCCUGCGGAAACGGCUAGUGUCACUGCGACAGUGGAAAUGCUGAGAGUUAGGCAAAACAUAUGCCCGCCCACUCGCACAACGGCAACGGUCUAUGAAACUAUAGGCACGAAUGAUGUGGCAACAAUAACUGCGACUGUUACUGCAGAGAAGUCCCCUCGGCUUGGUUUCACCUGCGCCCCCAUGACGGCAACGAACUCGCUGGGUGAUGAGCUGGCUAUGGACAACAAGUGUUCGCUACAAUUGUCCUUGUCAGAGCCGACGGUAACCCCCAAGUCCAACGCCGCUGGGAGAAUUGAUAUGCUCGGGAUGUCGCGUUGUACAGUAUUGGGAAGCAUUUUCGCCUUUCUAGUUGGUCUGUAUGCGUAA